GGUGCUCUUCUUCUCUCGAUGUCGGCAGUGAUCUUUCGUGUACAUGAAAAUGGCUAAGACCGACGACGACGAUCACCAUCGGGAAACCGGAACACGAUCGCAUCAAAUGCCACCCGAAAAGAAGGCUCCGGGCGAAACCGACCCGUCAUCAUCUACCAUCCACCAAACUAGCUAUGGCGAGCACGACUUGUACACGCUCUUAGGGGAGAAGGAAAAUGAUUUGACCUUGGCUGCCGAAUUGGGAAAGGCCCUUUUGGAACAAAACGAAGAGCUAUCCCGCCAAAAUGAGAUCAUCUCCGAGGACUUUGCAUCCAAGCUCGAGCAAUUGGAGCAAGAUAGAUACCGUCUUAAGCUUCAGAUCGAAGUUAUGGAGGAGGAAUAUGAACAAAGGAUCUCGGAUCUCCAGACAGACCUCAACAAGAUCCGAGCCGCUCUCCAGGAAGCUGAACACCACCAUCGCACUACCGAACGCGAGCGCUCCGGAUUGAUUGGUCAACUCACGGAGCAAAAUCAAAGACUGACCUCUGAGCUCAAGGAGGCGGGAAAACGGGAGGAAGAGCUUCAAAAAAGGCUCCAAGAGCUUCGAUCUCAAGUCAAUGACAAACGGGUUACCAUGCAGGACCAUGUCAAUCACCUCGAGACCCUAAAAGACGAGAUCAACUUGGUGACUCAAAGGAAGCAAAAUCUGGAGGAGCGGAUAUCGGAAUUAGUGGGUGAACGUUCCAUUCUUUCCGGCGAUUUGGACGAGACCUCCGAGAGGGUUCUGUCUCUGGAACGACAGAACAGAGAGCAAGACAAUCAGCUCCGGAAUAAUCAUCGUGUCAUGACUGAGUUGGAAUCGAAAAAUCAAAAUCUCUCCGAACGAUUGGAAUCUCUAUCGCGAAGCUACUCUUCGACCACUUCAUCUCAUAUGUCCUCGGGCUCGGGUGGACAGACGUCCCUUUUGAAUGAACUAGAAAAUUCCGAGAAUUUUCUUCCUUAUGGAACAGGAUCAGGAGGGAGACGACGGUGCUCUCAGAUUGACGAGGAAGAAUUUGAGGAGGAUUUCGAUGACAGUGAAAUGACGUGUAUAGAUGAGCGGGGUCAUCAUCUUGUUGACGACAUUCAUCAUGGACAUGCGGGCGUUGGAGGUGGAGGUAGAGGGGUCGACGAUGAAGACGGAGACAGCGAUGAUUCCCGAAUGAAAGAGCUCAGGGACGAAGUUUUGACGGUCUAUCACCAAAUCAGGCAUCUUUGUUCUGAUAUUCGCGAGUCGCGUCUCUGUCAACACCAUCGGGGAACGACCACGUCCGAACCACCGAGUUCCAGAUCUCUUCAAAAUUCAUCCCAGAGGAAAUCCCAGCCGUUGCAUGGUCAGAAACGACGAAGGGACUCAUCCGAUUCCAUGCUGACCACGUCAGAGGGAAGUGGUGGAAGUAGUGCGAGUAGCACGUGUUCAGACGACUUGGGUGGCACCAAGGUCCAAGUUUUCACCGUUAAGAACGGAUUGCUGACCGAAGCCUUGGCCGACCUUCAGGACCUGAUACAUGGCUGUCUUUCCUCGGAUGCCCCCAACAAACAUGCCUUAUCGAGGCACGGUGCUCAUGAUUCUGGUCGUGAAUCUGCUAUCGACGACGACACCCACUUGGAAAUGGAAAUCCAUAGUACAAAUGAGGCCUAUGAUAAGAUGCUCGUUCAAAUGAAGACCACCACUGGAAAUCUGAAGCGAAAAGAUGAGGAGAUCAACGAACUUCAGUCCAAGCUGUCCAUGACCGAGGUCCAAUUGAAGAACGCCUGCGAAGAACGCGACAACUUUAAACGCGACCUCGAACACGUCGCCUCAGAUGGUGGUCUGAGUAAAGAUCAGUUAAUACGCAAGGCCUGGGAGGUCCGUGAUGCGGCUGUGAAGCGAAAGAAUGCGGCUGAAGUGGAAUUAGCCAAGGAGAGGAUCGGUGUGAUGCAGGUCAAUUCCCAGCUCUUGGAAGCCAUUCAGCAGAAGGUGGAAUUAUCUCAGCAACUGGAUGACUGGAAAACAGACAUGGAACUUCUUUUGGAGGGACAGAUCAGAGACCGACUGAUUGAUUCGGAGAGGCGAAGUAAAAACGUUUUCACCACAUCGAACUCGAGUGCCCCUAGUCUUUGGAAUGGGUCGUCCUCUUCAUCAUCAACAACCACGGCCAACAACGGGAAUUUGGCGGGAUCGGCUUCCGGCUCCACAAACGCAUCUGUCAGUAGCAGGUUCUUCGGUCUUUUCCAAAGACAUUGAUAGGCCUCCUCCUUCCUACUUUACUUUGGGUCUCGGCUUCGACCCAUCGUUAUGAUGGAUGCCAACGAAAUUUCUUCGUCAAGGGUGGGGAAAAAAGUUCGAGGUUCUUUCCAACUUGAAAGUUGUCUCUUUCACUGUGACAACUGGCCUUAUUUUUGACUCCAAAACCGUGUGUGGAUGAGAGGUGGAAUGAACCCAGGCCCCAGGUCCUUUGGAACCCCACCCAACCGGCUGUGAUGAUCCAGAUAACUUUGCCAUCUCUCUCUUUAAGUUUGAAAGCGUUUCAUUGCCAGUUUCUCUGGAUCUUUUUCUACGUCUACACUUAACUUUCGGUGACGGCCACAAAAAUCUGGCCUCAUCGAUGAGUGAGCGGGUUUGAUCUUGAAUUGACGCCCUCUUUUGUUUUGUUACGUAUGUUGUGCCGUUUUUAAUACGUCACAACACAAAAAAGUCUUGUUCAUUUAGGAACUUCUCUGAUCUAGUUGAUUCCCUACUAAGAUGUCCUCUUGAUUUUGACUAACCUCACCUAAAACAUACGUUGUUGAUGUUUGUCUAAAAUAUCUGUGAUAAAUCACCGAUCUGUGUCAGUUUGCACUCAUGACUUUGUUUACUUCAAACACAAAUGACUUCUAACACCAUGAAAUACUCUCCAAUUGAGCAUCCAAUAAAUCUAUAAUAAUGCCAUGUA
Molecule: messenger RNA, 2933 nt
Organism: Tigriopus californicus
Lineage: Eukaryota; Metazoa; Arthropoda; Copepoda; Harpacticoida; Harpacticidae
Product: bicaudal D-related protein homolog
Exons: 8
Coding region: 44-2245 (733 amino acids)
Source: RefSeq, a predicted model, not a curated record